AUGCUCAAAAGUAAACCAAACUCCUCACUACCUCUCCAAGUUCUCAUAUUUUUAGAUGAAUAUUAUACCUGGUUCUGGUUUUUGAUUUCUUUAUCUAUGUUUGUUAUCAAAGGAUAUUCACUUGAAUACCCUAAAUAUACAGUUGGAGGCGAAGUGGCCGGGAUUUUCUUAGUCACUGCUGUGCAACAAUAUAGACUAUUUCUAGGUAACUAAGAGUCAGGAUCUGUUGGAAACAAAACUGAAGGUGUUAUUUAUCUUGUUUGGUUUAUUAUAUUCAGCAUUCCACCAAUUAUUGGAGCGAUUUACUAUAUAGUUAUUCAAACUUAUGUGUAAAUUUUAUUCAGACUUAUUUUAGAUGUGAUAAUUAAUGCGGCAUUUUUGGUAUUGGUAGGAUUAGAGUGUCUUAUGAGCAUCAUGACAAUAAUAAAUUUCAAAAGUGCAGAGAAAUAUAGCUAA
This is a messenger RNA of Blepharisma stoltei, 456 nucleotides long. The record is from the annotation of a GenBank genome assembly. NCBI's taxonomy places the organism in Eukaryota, Ciliophora, Heterotrichea, Heterotrichida, Blepharismidae.